Molecule: messenger RNA, 2485 nt
Organism: Hydra vulgaris (swiftwater hydra)
Lineage: Eukaryota; Metazoa; Cnidaria; Hydrozoa; Anthoathecata; Hydridae
Biological process (GO): telomere maintenance; DNA repair
Molecular function (GO): DNA helicase activity
Source: RefSeq, a predicted model, not a curated record
GAAAUGAAAGAGAUGAGCCCAGGCGAGCUGAGAUAAAUCGUCGUCGAAUGGAAAGAGAUGAGCCCCGGCAAGCUGAGAUAAAUCGUCGUCGAAUUGAAAGAGAUGAGCCCCGGCAAGCUGAAAUAAAUUGUAAUCAAAAUGAUGUGCAUAUGAUAAGCAUGUUCUCAAUUAGGUCUGUUACAAGACGACGCUGAAUGGAGAAAUACAUUAACUGAGGCUGCUGCAACUCGGUUGCCAAAUCAAAUUAGACAGUUGUUUUCCAUUAUUUUGACUUUCUGUGAACCUGAUGAUCCAUUAAAUCUUUGGAAUGCCUUUAAAGAUUUUAUGAUGGAGGAUUACAUUCACCAUUCCAUGCCACCAAUAAUUGCUGAGCAGGCAGCUUUGCGUCAAAUUGAAUCUAUAAUUAAUCAGAAUGGUAAGACUUUAGCUGAUGUUAAUCUUCCUACUUUAGAUGAGUUUUUAGAUUAUGUCCCACAAAAUGAAGAGGAAGAUGUUCAGGUUUUAAUUGAUGAAGCAAAUAGGGUUAGACCAUUGUUAAAUGAUAAUCAGCGUCAAAUUGCUGAUGCUAUCCUUUCUGCUCUUAGUGAGCAACCUAACAAUGAAAACAAGCAGUCUAGAUUGUUUUUUAUAGAUGGCCCUGCAGGUUGUGGUAAAACAUUUACAUACAAUUAUUUAAUCGCUGAAACCAGCAGUAGACAUAUUAUAACUGCAACAGCUGCAUGGACAGGAAUAGCUGCAACUCUUUUAAAAAAAGGAUGUACACUUCAUGGUUUGUUCAAACUUCCUGUGCCGAUUUUGGAAAAUAGCACAUGCAAUGUAACUCCAAAUUCUAUACACGGAAAAUUCUUGAGGCAAGUUAGCCUUUAUUUACUAGAUGAGGCAUCCAUGAUACCUAAACAUGCUUUAAAUGCCAUUGAUAAGUUACUUCAAGACGUUUGCAAUAACAGGUUUCCUUUCGGUGGUAAAGUUAUUCUUAUGGGUGGGGAUUUUAGGCAAAUACUUCCGGUUGUAAAGAGAGGGCAACCAGCUGAUAUUGUUGAAGCCUGUAUAAAAUGUUCUCAACAUUGGCAAUAUGUUCAGCGAUUUUCAUUAACAGAAAAUAUGAGGGUUCAGGCCGAAGAAGAGGAAUUCUCUCAAUGGCUUUUAAAACUUGGUAGUGGAACAUUACCUUUAAAAGCAGAUGGUUCCUUUCGCGGGUGCAUUGAGAUUCCUGAGCAAUUGAAUCUUUAGUAGACAAGAUUUUUGGAGUUGCAGAAGAAGAUGAUUAUGCUAAACGUGCCAUUUUGACACCCAAUAAUGUUGAUUCUUUAGCAAUAAAUGAAGAAGUUUUGGACCGUUUACCAGGUGACGUUAAGGUUUAUUUAAGUGCUGAUACUAUUGAAACAGAUGAUCUUAACAAAAUCAAUAAUUUUCCUGUUGAGUUUUUAAACAGUCUUACUCCAUCAGGAAUGCCUGUUCAUUGCCUAAAGCUAAAAAUUGGUGCUGUUAUAAUGUUACUUCGAAAUUUAGAUCUAAAAGCUGGACUUUGCAAUGGUACCCGAUUGAUAGUGCGUGCUCUACAAAAUAAUUACAUUGAUGGGCAAGUUCUAACAGGUGUUUCAGUUGGCAAGAGGGUAUUUGUCCCUCGAGUUCAGUUAACACAAUCUGAUUCAAAUUUACCUUUUACUCUUAAGCGUCGUCAAUUUCCUGUAAGAUUAGCAUACUCAAUGACCAUAAAUAAAAGUCAAGGUCAAACUUUUGACAAAGUUGGUAUUUAUCUCAAAAACCCUUGCUUUUCACAUUGUCAACUCUAUGUUGCAUGUUCAAGAACAAGAUCGUUUAAUACCUUAUUUUUUAAAAUUGAUGAGCAUUCAUUACAAGGUAUGUCAUUUAACAAAUGCUACACAAACAAUGUUGUAUUUACCAAUGUACUAAAUCUAUAAAUAAUUAAUUUUUUACAAUUAAACUCCUCAUUUUUUAUAAAUAUUUUAACUGUAAUUUAAAGUAUUUUUGUGUGUUGCUUGAUGCAGUAAUGUGUGAUAUUUAUUAUGUGUUUAAAUAUGUGUUAAGGUUAUAUUUUGUAAGUGUUUAUGUGUAACUAAUGUGUAAAUGACUGUUAUAUGUGAAGUGUAUUUUUUAUGUUAUCUGUUUAUAGUUUGUGAGUUGUUAUUAUGUUGUUUUCAUGGUUUCAAAGUGGUGUGACUUGGCUUUGUUUAUGGCAAGAGUGUUGUCCUUGCUAGCCAAGCGGUGUACUUUGAAUAAUGUGACUUGGCUUUGUUUAUGGCAAGAGUGUUGUCCUUGCUAGCCAAGUGAUGUACAGACAUGAAACACAUAAUAAAAUCUGUUUGUAAUCACAAAAUGUGUACUUAUAAGUAUGUUAUAUUUUUAUGUUUUAUGCAAAUAGAUUUAGCUCACAUUCAUGUUGGUCUGUCAGGGUUAUGUAAAAAUAAAAAAUUCCGUUUCUUAUAGCUGACUUGAUUAUGGCUUACCUAAAGCUUAAUAUUUA